AUGAGAACCAUCAUGACUUUCAGUGCGCUCGUUGCAGUCAUCCAAUUCUUUGCACUUGUUGAUGCAGGAGUAAUUGUACCAUCACUGUCAGUGGUGGAUCGUCACUCAGUGCCAAUACUAGGAUCAAGAACAACAAUCUCCGAACAUGGAGAAACUGUUGUGUCUCAUUCAGCUCCUGCUGUAAGUGUCCAUGCUGCUCCUAAUCCAGAAGUUGUAGCAACUUACUCUGCUCCAACAGUGACAGCACACGCUGCUCCAGUAGUAACUGCUCAUGCUGUUCCAGUCAUCGAAACUCAUGCCACACCGAUUCUUGGAGCCCGAACCACUAUCUCUGAACAUUCAACAAGCAUCGCCCACCCAUUUCCUGCUGUACAUGCUAUAGUUGCUACACGCGCUGAACCAGUUGUGACUGCCCAUGCUGUACCAGUAGUAACUGCCAAUGCUGCACCAGUCAUAGAAGCACAUGCCACGCCAAUUCUUGGAUCCAGAACAACUAUCUCUCAACAUUCUACUAGCGUCGCCCACCCAUCUCCUGCUGUACAUGCUAUAGUUGCUACACACGCUGAACCAGUUUUGACUGCCCAUGCUGUACCAGUAGUAACUGCCAAUGCUGCACCAGUCAUAGAAGUACAUGCCACGCCAAUUCUUGGAUCCAGAACAACGAUCUCUCAACAUUCUACUAGCGUCGCCCACCCAUCUCCAGCCGUACAUGUUGUGGAUGCUACACGAACUGUACCAGUAGUGACUGCUCAUGCUGAACCAGUAGUGACUGCUCAUGCCGAACCAGUAGUGACUGCCCAUGCUUUGCCAGUUCUUGGAUCCAGAACCACUAUCUCUGAACACUCAACUAGCGUCGCUCACCCAUCUCCAGCCAUACAUGCUUCAGAUGCCACACGUGUCGUACCAGUAGUGACUGCUCAUGCUGUACCUGUAGUACCUACUCCUACGAUACCAAUAGUUAAAGCUGAUGUCAUACCAGUUCUUGGUGACAGAACCACAAUUUCUGAACGUGCUACCAGCAUUGCCCAUCCAUCUCCAGCUGUGAAUGCUAUUGUCGCUACUCACAUUGCCCCAGUAGUGACUGCCCAUGAUAUCGCAGUAGUAACUACUCAUGCGGUUCCAGUUUUUGGAUCAAGAACUACAAUUUCCGAACACUCAUCCAGCAUAGAGCAUGCAUCUCCAGCUGUGCAUGCUGUAGUUUCAGCCCACGCAGCACCAGUUCUGGCCACUCCAGCAGUUACUACCCUACAUGUUCCCGUUGCUGUCGUCCACUCUGCUCCAAUAUUGAACAGAGGAGUUUUGGCUCAUGAGUCUGAGAAUACUGUUGUAUCUGGACCAUCUGGAAGUAUUUCAGUUGGAAGAUAUGUUGCUGGCCCAGCUGGAAUAACUAACCACGAUAUUCAUUUCGGUAACCAUUAG
Molecule: messenger RNA, 1419 nt
Organism: Phaedon cochleariae (mustard beetle)
Lineage: Eukaryota; Metazoa; Arthropoda; Insecta; Coleoptera; Chrysomelidae
Source: the annotation of a GenBank genome assembly